AGGGUAGGGACCUGACCAUUUACAACUUACUUUUUACCAUUUACUAACAUUGAACCUCAAGUGCUUGGGAGAUCGUUCAAUUUCCACCUUAUAUGUUACGAACCUUAAAUUUUCUACACAAGGCCUUCAUUCGUCGUCUUCUCUUUGGUACUUUGAAAGCUCGCUAAAUAGCAGGAAUUGUUCUUUCUUUCUUUUUUCUUCUUCUUUUUUUUUAAAAAAAAAGAAUAAAAAACUAGAUUUUCAUUGCAUCUGGCCGACGAAAUGUCUCGUCAUCAGGCAUACCGGAAUUACGAUUACGAGAAUGACCUUGAUGAGUAUGAAGGAGACGCAUUUGCAGAAGAGGAAGAGUUGAGCCAAGAAGAUCGAGCCCAGCUAGAUAUUGGAACCGCUCAGGUUCGGACUGCACUUGGAAAUGAAGCCUCCAAGGUCACGACUCAGCAAAUCCAAGAAGCUCUCUGGCAUUACUACUACGAUAUCGACAAGUCAACGGCCUACUUGACUUCCAAAUUCAUCACGCCCUCAAAGAAAAAGAAAGGAGUCGAUCAGAGUGAGGUGUAUCCGAAGCCUGUUUCAUUCGCCAGCUUCUUCAGCGACAUGCCGUGGUUGAAUAUCCCCAGGGGUCGAGAAACAACAUUUAUCAAACCCCCAAUGAUCCGAGGGGGGUUGCUGGGAGGCGCUAGCACGACAGGCAAGAUGUCAAAACUCCAAGCCCUCGCAGCUGCUCGCAAGAAGAAGGCAGAUGAGCAAAAGUUAGAGGACAAACAAAUCCCCGGGACAAUCCGGCAGUUUGGCAAUCUCUCUACAACUUCAAGAGACCCUAGAUUAGACAAGGAGAACGUCCGAUCACCUAUUGAAGCCCCCCAGGAAACCGAAAGGUUCACGAGAACAAGUGCAACGGAUGUUCCUAACCAAAGCGAACCUGGUUGCCCAAAUCUUAAAUAUAGCCAAUCUCAAAAUCAAAUCACCGAAAUUAAAAAGGACAAACCAAAAAAUCUACCAACGCCACCUAGCCCCUUACUAGGAGCUUUAUCCUCAGAGAUUGCUAUGCCUUCUUCAUUCGCCCAAGCGCUCCUCGACCCCCUUAGCAGCUCGACCAAGCCUGUUUCGCGGCAUUACCCAUUCCCUUAUAUGAGUAUGAAUACGUCAGUAGCUGACGCAUUUUCAGCGCCGAGUCCAGAUGAUGUUAUCUUGAAAGCACAGUCCCAAGGUUCGCUCUUGGAGAGAAUGGUGGUCAAAUAAGGAUACUAAUACUUUGGGAUCAGCGAGCAGCAAAAAGACCGCUGCUAAUGUAGCCAAGAAAAAGGCCGACUCUGCAAGAAAAAGUGAUGCAGCCGCAGAUGGGUUGGCAAGCCUGAAAGUCG
Hypoxylon fragiforme is the source of this 1361-nucleotide messenger RNA. Its product is annotated as HBS1 N-terminus-domain-containing protein. The record is from RefSeq and is a predicted model, not a curated record. NCBI's taxonomy places the organism in Eukaryota, Fungi, Ascomycota, Sordariomycetes, Xylariales, Hypoxylaceae. Bases 262 to 1239 code for a protein of 325 amino acids. The transcript has 3 exons.